ACAAAUGACAUUUAUACCAUUAUUCUUCAAAUUAGGUGUUAUCAGUACAAUUUUAAUAUUUUUAACAGCAAUGACAGCAAAGGGUCUUUUAAUUGGAAUUACAUUAUUAUUUUUCAACUUUACUGGAUUCUUUGCAAAAUUUUAUUCUAAUAAAUUAGGAUCUCAACAUUCAACACCAAGCUGGCAUUACCCACAUGCAGCCAGCAGUUGGGUUCAACCCACAGUAGUAAAACCUACAAUUAAAAAUAUCCAUGUUCAUGUUCAUCCGCCAGCAGCGUCUUCACACCAUUCAGAAGAUCAUAGUGUCCAUUAUCCAAUCGAAGAAUAUGGAAGUACAUUACAUCACCGUCCUUCCUCAUUAUAUGGACAUAAAUUAUCAUCAUUAGAUUCAAAUGAUAUUUAUCAACAUUAUCCAUCAGUUAGCACUGAAUAUGAAAUUCAUAAUCAUCACCAACCACACGUAUUUGAGCACAAAAUGGAUUAUGUUGGUAAUUCUUUACUACCUGAUUCCACUGGAGCCAUGCAUUCUACAAAUAUCUAUCAACCGAAUUUACUUCAACGAUAUGAUGAUAUAUCAACGAUAUCAUCCCCUGGUGCUGUUUUAACCGCUGAAGAGAAUGCGUACAUUCAAAGGAUACUUAGUAAAUUGUCUUAGUUUGUGUUUCGUUUUAGAAAUCUAUUU
This is a messenger RNA of Chrysoperla carnea, 682 nucleotides long. RefSeq lists its product as uncharacterized. The transcript is spliced from 2 exons. NCBI's taxonomy places the organism in Eukaryota, Metazoa, Arthropoda, Insecta, Neuroptera, Chrysopidae. The coding region runs from base 5 to 655 and encodes 216 amino acids. The record is from RefSeq and is a predicted model, not a curated record.